AUGUCGCUUUGCCAGAACAGACUUCAAGAGGAGCGCAAGCAGUGGCGCAAGGACCACCCCUUUGGUUUCUUCGCGAAGCCUCAGCGUAAUGCGGCGACUGGAACCCUCGACUUGAAAGUCUGGGAGUGCGGCAUUCCUGGCAAGGAGAAGACGAUUUGGGAGGGCGGCCUGUUCAAGUUGACAAUCACAUUCCCUGAAGGCAAAUUUGUCCCUCCGCUGUUCCACCCCAAUGUCUACCCCUCCGGCACUGUUUGCCUGUCGAUCCUGAACGAGGAGGAGGCGUGGAAGCCUGCCAUCACGGUGAAGCAGAUCCUGCUCGGCAUUCAGAACCUGCUCGAUGAUCCCAACCCCGAGUCGCCCGCUCAGGCUGAGGCCUACAGUCUCUUCAAGAAGGACAAGACGGAAUACGAGAAGCGCAUCAAGCGUGUUGUGAGAGAAAACCCGGCGCCUUAG
This is a messenger RNA of Colletotrichum lupini, 453 nucleotides long. RefSeq names its product SUMO-conjugating enzyme ubc9. NCBI's taxonomy places the organism in Eukaryota, Fungi, Ascomycota, Sordariomycetes, Glomerellales, Glomerellaceae. The record is from RefSeq and is a predicted model, not a curated record. Gene Ontology annotation, molecular function: SUMO conjugating enzyme activity. Gene Ontology annotation, cellular component: nucleus. The coding region runs from base 1 to 453 and encodes 150 amino acids. Gene Ontology annotation, biological process: protein sumoylation. The transcript is spliced from 3 exons.